AUGGUGGUGCAAGGCGUGGUGGGCAAGCUCGGAGCCGUCUUCAUCAUCAUCCCGCAGCCGCGCAAGCAUCAUGUUUGUAAUGAUCGCCUUGUUCGCUUGCGAAACCUCUACAUCAUCGGCUUCAGCCAGUUCUUUCCGCUCUUGCUCACGCGCUGGAUGGCGGCGCACGGCGGCGUCAUACACCUAUUUACUUAUACCACGUUACACUACACAAUACAACACAUUCAUCAAGCAAUGCAUCCG
Molecule: messenger RNA, 243 nt
Organism: Brenthis ino (lesser marbled fritillary)
Lineage: Eukaryota; Metazoa; Arthropoda; Insecta; Lepidoptera; Nymphalidae
Source: the annotation of a GenBank genome assembly